GCGACGCCGCGACGUGAAGAUUGGUUGGUGGCAGUGGUCAGCCCAUCGCUGCUUACCUGGCUUUACUGCUUUAUUACACUUUCGUGUAAAUCGCAAUGUGACGAAGUUUGGACAUCCUACAUUCACUCUUACAGGACUUUCUUGCCAACGUUCACUUUCUUAUCGUGCGAUGAUAAGAAGCACUAUAGGAGCGUCGAUGAACUAACAAGUCAUCCCCAUGUGCAGAAGCUUAGAUCCCUCAAAACAACCAUGGACCUUGCCGAGAAACUUCGGAGAGUCAAACGGCUCUUUGAUAGCUACCUGUCGCAUGCACAUUACCACCCGAACCUCGUGCUUAAGAGGUCGAGGAAGGCACUGCUCCUCAUUAUGAUGGUUCUGGGACUGGUCCUCUACCUGGGACCGUCCUUGUUCCGCUGGGUCCGGCACAAGACGCCCAUCAUGAUAGAUCCGAGCAUCGGUUGCGUCGCUCUCAACGUUGACCCAUUUCUUGGCGACGUCGGCAACUUCGAUGCCAACCUGUACCGCAGUUACGAAAGCUCCACCGACAAGCGGCUCCUCUCCUUCGUGGGCAACGGAAAGGUUGGCUUUUCGGUGGACAAUGACAACACGCUCUAUGUGCACAACAACCGGACGUUGUCACUGGCACUGCCGUUCCAUCCCGGAGUGGAAAUUAUUUAUCCGGAUGCAUCGCAUCAAGAGGGCACUGUGGUUCACUUUGUGAAGGGAACCGUGUUCAGGUACCAGUGCUUUAACAAGAGGAGAAAGACGAUCAGCGUGAGCCACACCUACUACGCCCACCGAACCAUUCCGUCCCUGCUCGUCCAGAACAUCAAGAUCGUCAACCCCUUGAGUGACCCAAUCACGUUUGGCGUCGAGCAGAAAGGUUCGACCACCGAAAAUCUCCAGGCAAAGCCUCUUGGGAUCAAGGACCGGUACGGCCAGGACAACAUUGUUUGGCAUGGGAAAGUGCCGGCAAGGGCAUCCAAGGACAGCUUCGUCGUGUUUGCACUGGUCACCCCGAAGCUGCCGAACACCAUCACGGUCGAAGCAAAAAGCUCGACAGUGCUCAGAAUCCAGACCCUGGUUGAGUACUCGGCACCUGUGAAGUCGGACCAGUAUCCAGCCACAAUUACACAAGUGAAGACAUUCCUCAAGGAUGAGAUGCAGAGGGUGGUGAGCCUGGAGAGUCAUGUGCUCCGCAACAUGCACGUCGACGCCUGGAAUCAGCUCUGGAGCACGGGGUUUGGCAUCAGCCAGUCCAAGGCGUACGGGGCCCUGAAUGGGGACGAGAUCAACGGCACCAUCUACUACGUGCUCUCGCACAGCCGGGCCCUGGCCUCGGAGUGGAGCACGGGGCCCGCCGAGCACCGGGAGCUCCAGGCACUCCUCGCCUACCCGGAGCACUGCUACGGCGGACACCACACCCUGCAAGCGUCCACCCUGUGGACUGACCUGAGCAGCCUGUCGUCGGUGACCAAUGCGGUCACCCUGUGGAUGCUCACCCUGGAGAACCAGGGCUGCUCCAAGCUCAUGAAGUCAGGUGCGGAGGGAGUCCUGCAGGCGAUGGUGCUGAGCCUGGGGGCCUUCCUGUUCAAGGACAGCCACCUGGAGCUGAACACGCAGCCCAAGGACCUGCACCGGGAGCUGUUCUUCCGCCGCAUCAGCUACGGCAACGCCACCCACCUCAACGUGAGCGUGGCACUCGGGGACGACAACAAGGCCCUGCUCCGGGUGCUGCUGGACCGCAGUGACCGGGACUACUACGCCUGCGACGGCGGCUGCCUCGACCCCCCCGUCAAGCUCGACUUCAAGCCCAAGCAGUUCCCGGUGAAGUUGACGGCUCCCGUCACGGCGGUGCUCUACAUUACCUCGGACAGGGACCACAUGGAGGAGCUCAAGCACACCAUCCAUGUGCAGGAGGUGGUCGAAGCGCCGGCGCACGAGCACCACGUGAUAGCGUUGCACCGGCACGGACACCGCCUGGGCGGCCUCCCGGCGCUCUUCUGGGUCUCCAUCACCUUCCUGAUCGUCGUGUUCCACCUGUUCCUCGCCAAGCUCAUCUACAACGAGUACUGCGGCGCCCCGGAGAAGACGCGGGCGCGCUACGUCGUAUGAUCCCACUCGUGCCUCCGGAGGAGUCGGGAUUGCCAGCCAGGGAACGUUCAAGAGCCUCGGUUCGGGACACCCCGAGAACGCCCCCGGACAGUCGAUUUGCUCUCGGAGGUCGGAACGUGAUUCGCUCGACUGAGGCUAAGUGUUUGGGCAGGUGGCUCGGCCACGUUCCUGGAACGCACCUCGGAUUUGCUUGCACUGCCCAGCGACGUCUCUGCUAGAUGGCAUAGGAUUGUUGCGGCACUCCGUUUGCCCCCCAAACCCGGUGAAAGCUACGCGCUCAUUGGACCGGUCGUACGUCUUGUGCCCCGUGAUUGCCCUCCCAGCCGUAUUUACUCACAGCGAGCAAGGUCGGGCGGCAAAAGGGAGGCAGUCGACGGGUCCGGCGAGCGCGUAGCUUCUGCCGCGCCGUCGGUUCGGGGGUGCGUCGUGGCAAUGGGCGGCCAGACUCGUUAAAUCGUGACCCACCCACCAGCCGGGGUUCCUCGUUACGUCCACGCAGCCUCUACCACCGAAACGGUGGCCAGAGAUGCGUUCCAGGCACCCUCCUUCGUCCAAGUUAAUCCAGUUUUUAGAAAGUGCCGCCAUUGUCAGAUUAUGCACCCGUUCAAUAUCCGAGUUGAUGAGAACGGCAGGAAGAAGUUUGGUCUUGUGUCUGGUGAACCCGAGCCAAAGCGUGACGUGACUGGAGGCGUUCCAAGGACACUCCCCGUCAUUCUGGGAUUGUCGGCAACUGUAAUUUGAAUCUGCACGUGGCCUCCCCGACUGUUUUUCUUUUUUGUGCGGUGCUUCGUAGAGCGUGCGAUUUCCGCUGCGCCGAGACUGUGUACAUAACCUUUGGUGGCAUUCUUACAGUGUGCCGUAACGUGGUGUCGCGGACAGCCUUCAAAGUUGCAACAUUGUUUGGCAUUUGGUCGAAUGCGGUACACUUUCGGUCGACAAUGUUUAUCCGGAGGAUUGUUUGUUUGGAAGAGCUUUAGGCGCGCGGGACGUUAAUUGGGCAAGUGCGAGUCGGCGACGCAAUGCCCAAUCAAAAGCUAUAUGCAAUAAAGUGAUUUAGCGAAUGGUCGUAGUCCUAAAGCAAUGUUUUUUUCUGUUUCCCCUCGGAAUGAUUGCGGUGAAUUUGGAGGUGGGCAUUUAUAACGAGACGUUUUGGCAUGGGUUACUUUUGUGGGGGUUGGCGCUUACGUGCCUGUAAUUAUGGGCAACUUACGUCUCAUUUUGUACAUAGCCUUAGCGUUUUUGUUUAAGGGCCAGAAAGGUGCUGUGCGAAGUGCACAGUUCUGAGCGUCGCAGAAUUGCAGCCAGAUUUCAGGUUACCGUGAAAGGGCAAUGCUGCCAUCGUGUUUUUUUUUAAACUGUUUGAUAACGAGUUUUUGUGCCUUCCAGUUUAAAAUGUGCUUCCUUCUUUCCUUGUAUGUAUUGAAAGGGAAUGUGCCCGAUUAAAUAAUGUAAUUUGUUUAGAGACAAACGACAACUUUGAAAAAUGUCAUGACCAGCUUUCUUCUGGAAAAAAAAAGGCUCUGUGGCUUUAUUCGCAAUAUGUGUACAUAGGUAAGGUUGUGGAGGUGUAGCACUUGACAGUGGCGAGCCAAAGAGUGCAAAGUCAUGAUCAGCUGUUUUGUUUUUUUCCUUCGUGUGAAUGUGGUCGCCUGGUUUGUGCUUGAUGGGUACUCUGUAUGUUUGUGGGUAACCCAUGUAAAUAACUGCAACAUUAUGUGGAAGCGGUGACGGAGAGUUCCUUUCAUGAGCUGGCUCAAUAAAAUGUGGACUUAUUUAUUCCUGCA
Ixodes scapularis (black-legged tick) is the source of this 3899-nucleotide messenger RNA. RefSeq lists its product as uncharacterized. The coding region runs from base 250 to 2115 and encodes 621 amino acids. The transcript has 17 exons. Lineage: Eukaryota; Metazoa; Arthropoda; Arachnida; Ixodida; Ixodidae. The record is from RefSeq and is a predicted model, not a curated record.